Molecule: messenger RNA, 2029 nt
Organism: Dothidotthia symphoricarpi CBS 119687
Lineage: Eukaryota; Fungi; Ascomycota; Dothideomycetes; Pleosporales; Dothidotthiaceae
Product: P-loop containing nucleoside triphosphate hydrolase protein
Exons: 5
Coding region: 369-1826 (485 amino acids)
Biological process (GO): poly(A)+ mRNA export from nucleus
Cellular component (GO): cytoplasmic stress granule; nucleus
Molecular function (GO): ATP binding; RNA binding; RNA helicase activity
Source: RefSeq, a predicted model, not a curated record
GGAUGGAGCAGCGCAUCCGCAUCUCGGACGCGACUGCUGUUCACGCACGUCACCAGAAGAGGCUAGCGCCUCGGCCACGCCUGCCGCCUCGAGUUCCCCGCCCUGGAGCUCUGUUUCGCGUUGCUUUGACGUUCAAAUCAACACCCUGACACUUUUCUUUCACUCACGCGCGCUUCCUUUGGGCCAGUCUCAAGUUUGCGCUGAGAAUAGCAUUCACGCGCGAUUGCUCCAGCCCACGCUCCCUAAAAGCUUGGAGGGCCCCACCGGACGUCGCUUUAUUUGCGUCCACCACAACAGGCAUCCCACCACGGACGUCGACUGCCGCCCUUGACACGCCCAAAUCUCAGUCGCAUAUCUAAAGACUCGUCAUGUCUGAAGCUCCCAAGGAUGCGGUCGCGCAGGCCCCCGAAGAUGCAGCUGCGCAGGCCCCAGUAGGCUCAGUCGCACAGGUCCCCGAAGAUUCACUCGCACAGGCCCAGGUCGAUGGCAGCGGCGAGCCAGCGAAUGGCUCUGCUUUGGCUGAGACUGAGUACAAGGUCGAGGUGAAGCUUGCGGAUCUGCAGGCGGACCCCAACAACCCUCUGUUCUCGGCCAAGUCCUUUGAGGAGCUCAAGCUAUCUCAGGAGCUUCUCCAGGGCCUCCGCCACAUGAACUUCCGCAAACCGUCCAAGAUCCAGGAGAAAGCUCUGCCUCUUCUCCUGCUCGACCCGCCUACGAACAUGAUCGCCCAGUCGCAAUCGGGUACUGGCAAGACCGCGGCCUUCUCCCUGAACAUUUUGUCGCGCAUCGACCUUAGUCUGGUGCAACCUCAAGCAUUGGUCCUCGCGCCCAGCCGAGAGCUGGCAAGACAAAUUUUGGGAGUGAUUCAGCACAUGGGUCAGCACAUGGAAGGCUUGAAAACUCUUGCUGCCAUUCCCGACCCGACCAGGAGGGGACAAAAGUUUGACGCGCAUGUUCUCGUCGGCACACCAGGAACGGCAACAGACAUGCUCAGAAGGCGUCUGAUAAACCAAGCCAAUAUCAAAAUCUUGGUGCUGGACGAAGCGGACAACAUGUUGGACCAGCAAGGUCUUGGCGAGCAGUGCACUCGUGUCAAGAGUAUGCUGCCAAAGGAGACUCAGACUGUCCUCUUCUCUGCUACAUUCCCUCCAAACGUCAUCAGCUACGCCAACCGGUUCGCACCAAACGCAAACGUGCUGACUCUGGCACACGAGGACCUUACUAUCGAGGGCAUCAAGCAGUUGUACAUCGACAUUGAUAAGGACAACGACAAAUACGCGACACUACUCAAGUUCUACGGUCUCAUGACACAGGCAUCAUCCAUCAUCUUCGUGCGGACGCGAAGAACCGCCGAAGAACUCGAACGCCGUAUGAUAGCAGAGGGCCACAAGGUUGCCCAGCUUAGUGGUGCAUUGGAGGGUCCUGAGCGUGAUCGUGUCAUUGAUCAAUUCCGAUCUGGAGAAGCCAAGGUGCUCAUCACAACAAACGUUCUUGCCCGUGGUAUCGAUGUGCAGUCGGUGACUAUGGUCAUCAACUACGAUGUCCCAACCAUGGCCAAUGGCAGAGAUGCAGACCCAGAGACCUACCUCCACCGCAUCGGUCGCACGGGUCGAUUCGGCCGUGUUGGUGUUGCCCUCACAUUCGUUCACGACAAGGCGAGUUGGCAGCAACUCCAUGACAUUGCGAGUUACUUCAAGACGGACCUCCACCCGAUUGAUACGAGUGAUUGGGACAAUGUCGAGGACAUGAUCCAGACUAUUAUCAAGAGCUCCAGGGCUGGCAAGAGCACGGAAGAGAUGACGGAGAUGGUUACCAAGGGGUCAUAGAAAGAUUCUGACCGCGGCCGUACAUGCGAGGAUUACAACACAGCGUGCUUACAACGGCUGUAUGCGCGAUCAGCGCGCUGAUGAUUGCAAUGCCUCUGCUCUACCCGCGACAAACGAGCAUAUAGUAGGAGGAACAAUGUUCUACAAAAUAGACGGAGCAUAUGAAGCAAUGAGACGAGAUGAGAUACCCAUCAAACCCGUCC